AUGGCCACGCAACCAGCCAACGCAGCGGCCACGCAACCGGUGGAUGCAGUAGUUAUACAACUGGCCAACAACUCGCAACCGGACAGAGGUGCGAGUUGGUUAAAGGAUUUUAGACGAUGCCUCGAUGAACAUAAGGUGACGUGUGCGACGUAUGUAUUACAAAAAGAUGCAGAAGUGUGGUGGUCGGAUAAUAAACAGAGUAUCAACCCGAGUGAGGGGAUUACAACGUGGGAAACCUUUAAGGAAGCCUUUCUGAAGUAUUAUUAUCCAAAGGAAACCCGUAUAAAGAAACAACAAGAGUUUAACCAUUUAACCCAAGGUGAUCACACGGUGGAUCAGUAUGAUCAGGAAUGCAUGAGACUAAGAAGGUUUGCACCGUCAUUAGCAGACACUGAAGAGAAACAGAUAGAGAAAUUUGUGUUGGGGUUGAACUCGAAGAUCCGCCGCAUGUUGGAGACUUUUAACCCAAAAACUUAUGAAGAGGCCUUGAGGACGGCCAAGGCCGUAGAGAAACCUCUGGAGGAGAAAAAACUGGAGCUAACGGUUGUCACAGGAAAGAAACGUCCUAUCGAGGCCGGACCCACAGAAUUCCAACCACCGCUCUAG
Molecule: messenger RNA, 606 nt
Organism: Cucurbita maxima (winter squash)
Lineage: Eukaryota; Viridiplantae; Streptophyta; Magnoliopsida; Cucurbitales; Cucurbitaceae
Exons: 2
Coding region: 1-606 (201 amino acids)
Source: RefSeq, a predicted model, not a curated record